Daktulosphaira vitifoliae (grape phylloxera) is the source of this 381-nucleotide messenger RNA. RefSeq names its product protein ZBED8-like. The coding region runs from base 1 to 381 and encodes 126 amino acids. Lineage: Eukaryota; Metazoa; Arthropoda; Insecta; Hemiptera; Phylloxeridae. The transcript is spliced from 2 exons. The record is from RefSeq and is a predicted model, not a curated record.
AUGAACAUAGAUUAUAAAUAUUGGGCUUUGCUCCAAAUAAGAGCGAGUUUAAUUAUUGCUAAAGAUGGAAAACCACACACAAUUGGGGAAAUACUAGUGUUGCCAGCAGCAAAAAAAAUCGUGCGAUGUGUUCUUGGAGAAAAGGCUUCAAAAGAGAUAAAAAAAGUGUCACUUUCAAACGAUACUGUCAAAAGAACAAUUGAUGACAUGUCGUCGAAUAUAAAAAAUAAAUUAUUGCUUUAUUUGAAAGAUUGUAAUUUCUUUGCUAUACAAAUUGAUGAGAGUACUGAUAUUGCUAACAUGGCUCAAUUAAUGGUACUUAUACGUUUCGAUCGCAAUGAUGAAAUUAUUGAAGAGUUUUUGUUUUGUAAGCCUUUAUAA